Messenger RNA from Pomacea canaliculata, 1294 nucleotides. RefSeq names its product phospholipid scramblase 2-like. Lineage: Eukaryota; Metazoa; Mollusca; Gastropoda; Architaenioglossa; Ampullariidae. Gene Ontology annotation, cellular component: plasma membrane. The transcript is spliced from 8 exons. The record is from RefSeq and is a predicted model, not a curated record. The coding region runs from base 291 to 956 and encodes 221 amino acids. Gene Ontology annotation, molecular function: phospholipid scramblase activity. Gene Ontology annotation, biological process: plasma membrane phospholipid scrambling.
UCAAGAUAUCAACCAAACUUUGGAGGAAAGGAUUUAUAUCACUGAAACUUGUGAAUUUAAUUAGAAACUAAAAAUAUGUUCCCAAGUAAAGCUUAACUAGAUCCUUACAAGGGAGAUGACUCUCGGGGAAGGCUGAUAACGUCUAGCGGGGCGUUGCUGCAACCUGUCAUCUCGCUGCCUUGCGUAGGGCCAAUCAGACAUACUAAAAAGUGCAAAAUGAACAGUACUGUAACCUCCCAGCCAGUUUCAUCAAUGCAGACCGGAACUAUGCAGCCGUCGGUGGAGGUUGGAUGGAAGCACCUGUGGUGUUUGGAUAUUACCCACAACACCUUGGAUAUCUCACCUUGAUUGAUCAGGUGCUGAUCAAACAACGUAUAGAACUUUUGGAAGUUGUUAUUGGAUGGGAGACCGUAAAUAAAUAUGACAUCCUGAAUUCUGUUGGUCAGAACAUCUACUAUGCAGAGGAAGACACUAACUGCCUCGUGCGAAUCUGUUGCGGCCCCAUGAGGCCUUUUGACAUAAAAAUUUUUGACAAUCUCAUGGUCGAAGUGAUUCAUCUGUACAGACCAUUUCGUUGCGGUGGCUGGUGUUUCUGCUGUUUGCAGGAACUGGAGGUACAGUCACCACCGGGCCAAACCAUAGGCUAUGUGCAUGAAGUUUGUGACCCGUGUAAUCGACUGUUUGUGCUCAAUAACGCGCAAAACCAAACUGUGCUGCACAUCAAAGGAGGCACUUGCUGUUACUGUCCCUGCUUUCCAGUUCCGUUUGAGAUUAGAGGACGGGAUAACACCACUCAAGUCGGCAUGAUCACCAAACAGUUUGGCGGUUUGCUCAGAGAGGGCUUCACAGAUUCAGAUUCCUUUACAAUAACAUUUCCUCUUGACCUUGAUGUGAAUAUGAAGGCAGUAGCAAUUGGUGCAGCUUUCCUGAUUGAUUUCAUGUAUUUUGAACAAUAAUAAUAAUGGGCUGCAAAUGUGCAAACUGGACAAAGGUUACGUGCCUGCUGUGUCACUCUUGCAAGUUCUAUAAUGUGUCACCCAGCUGUUAUACUUAAAAAGAAAAGUAAACGAAAUUUCUCAUCUAGAAGGUCUCAUUUCGAGAUAAUUUUCUAAAUGCUGCCUUAGUAUUUUUUUUUUUUUUUUUGGUAACAACAAUUUAAUUAUAAAGGUCAGCUGACGUAAUGGGCUGAUGUGACUGUGAUAUUGCAGUAUUAUCCCAUUAAUAUGUUCAAAUGCAUGACCUACGGUCACAUACUUACACAUCUAUGCUUAAUUAAAGGUGGAUUCAAAUUGUA